AAGCAUCAUCUACCAGUAGUCCCGUGUUCUCACGAUGAGGGAGGCCCUUCUGUCCUUUCUGUGACCGGAGCAAUGCUGACCUCGGUUUCUUGGACCCAUUCCAACUCAGGAGCCUUCACGUAGAUGGGCCCAGUCAUGCCUCCCAGUAAGAAGCCGGAAAGCUCAGGAAUCAGUGUUUCCAGUGGCCUGAGUCCGUGUUACCGGGGCAGCGGUUUGUCCAAGGCCCUCCAGGAGGACGAUGACCUUGACUUUCCUCUGCCUGAUCUCCGAUUAGAAGAGGGGGCCAUGGAAGAUGAGGAGCUGACCAACCUUAACUGGCUGCACGAGAGCAAGAACCUGCUGAAGAGCUUUGGGGAGCCGGUCCUCCGGAGCGUCAGCCCCGUGCAGGACCUGGACGAUGACACGCCCCCGUCCCCCGCCCACUCGGACAUGCCCUACGAUGCCAGGCAGAACCCCAACUGCAAACCCCCCUACUCCUUCAGCUGCCUCAUAUUUAUGGCUAUCGAGGACUCCCCGACCAAGCGCCUGCCAGUAAAGGAAAUCUACAACUGGAUCUUGGAACAUUUCCCGUAUUUUGCAAAUGCACCCACUGGGUGGAAAAACUCAGUGAGACACAACUUGUCAUUGAAUAAGUGUUUUAAGAAAGUGGACAAAGAGAGGAGCCAGAGUAUUGGGAAAGGGUCGUUAUGGUGCAUAGACCCAGAGUACAGACAAAAUCUAAUUCAGGCUUUGAAAAAGACACCUUACCACCCAUACCCACAUGUGUUCAACACACCUCCCACCUCUCCUCAGGCAUAUCAAAGCACAUCAGGUCCACCCAUCUGGCCAGGCAGCACAUUCUUCAAGAGAAACGGAGCCCUUCUGCAAGUUCCUCCUGGAGUGAUCCAGAAUGGAGCCCGAGUUUUGAGCCGAGGGAUGUUUCCCAGCGUCCGGCCAUUGCCAAUCACUCCCAUCGGAAUGACGGCUGCCAUAAGGAACGGCAUCCCCAGAGGCCGGAUGCGGACUGAGAGCGAGCCGCCAUGCGGCUCCCCGGUGGUCAGCGGCGACCCCAAGGAGGACCACAACUACAGCAGUGCCAAGUCCUCCAACGCCCGGAGCGCCUCCCCGGCCAGCGACUCCAUCUCCUCCUCCUCGGCCGACGACCACUACGAGUUCGCCUCCAAGGCCACCCAGGAGGGCAGCGAGGGCAGCCAGGGCAGCUUCCAGAGCCACGAGAGCCACAGCGACACGGAGGACCACGACAGGAAGCAGGGCCCAAAGGAGGCCACGGAGGCCCUGGGAGACAGCGGGUACGCGGCCCAGCACCGGAAGCGGCACCACCUGGCCAAGGCACGCAAGGUGGCCAGCGACACGCUGCCCCUCAAAAAGAGACUGACGGAGAAGCCGCCCGAGAGCGACGACGAGGAGAUGAAGGAAGCCGCGGGCUCGCUCCUGCACCUGGCCGGGAUCCGGUCCUGUUUAAAUAACAUCACCAAUCGGACGGCAAAGGGGCAGAAGGAGCAAAAGGACACCGCGAAAAAUUAAAGCAAAACAAAACAAACCAACAACAAAACAUACCCCGAAAACAAGUCACCGGUUUGUUUCGAACUUCCGGCCGUUUGGUUUCAGCAUGUCAGGAGAGCUCUGAUGAUUUGUGGCAAUAUCAGCAAAUUAGUCAUUUCCUUUCCUUCUGGUUUGGUUUUCUGUUCUUUUCUUUGAUUUUCUUUUCUUUUGGUCCCCCACCCCACCCCCCCACCUUUGUUUCGGACCCUUGCGGAUUUUCUUUUUAAAGGAGAUUGAAGCCAUAGAACUCAUAUGUUGACACUCAGCUGUUUUACAAAACAAACAAAAAGCUUUUCAUUCUCUGAAGACAAAACCGGAAAAGCCAAAAUGACCACUGUUUCCUCCAGCUUGUCAGAAACGCGUGGCCGAACCCACGGGAUGUCACCGUGAGGGCCCCAGGCAGGCCCCACCCCACCGCCACCCCUUAGGUUGACAGGGUCCGGGCAGCCAUCUGCCUGGACCCUCUGAGCCACCACGCGGGAAGCGAUUGGGCCGCAGGGAGAAGUCCCUCGUCCCACCCUCCGGGCUUCUUAACCGUGGAGUUUGGUAACAAGGGCUUAGGGAGUGGAUAGCGGGGCUGUUCGUAGACAUCAGGCGCCUGGGUCGUGAGAAGAUGGGAUAAAACGUUAGUGAUGUGACUUAUCAUUGAAUUCUGUUCUAGAUUAAAUUAAGAAAAUGUUCUCGAA
This is a messenger RNA of Echinops telfairi (small Madagascar hedgehog), 2228 nucleotides long. It is a transcript of the gene FOXN3, whose product is annotated as forkhead box N3. Gene Ontology annotation, cellular component: nucleus. The record is from RefSeq and is a predicted model, not a curated record. Gene Ontology annotation, molecular function: cis-regulatory region sequence-specific DNA binding; DNA-binding transcription factor activity. Gene Ontology annotation, biological process: regulation of DNA-templated transcription. The transcript is spliced from 6 exons. Bases 124 to 1524 code for a protein of 466 amino acids. NCBI's taxonomy places the organism in Eukaryota, Metazoa, Chordata, Mammalia, Afrosoricida, Tenrecidae.